Messenger RNA from Laccaria bicolor S238N-H82, 1185 nucleotides. RefSeq lists its product as uncharacterized. Bases 1 to 1185 code for a protein of 394 amino acids. The transcript is spliced from 10 exons. Lineage: Eukaryota; Fungi; Basidiomycota; Agaricomycetes; Agaricales; Hydnangiaceae. The record is from RefSeq and is a predicted model, not a curated record.
AUGCCUCCUGGAAGGCCUUCAGGCUCUAAAAAUCAAACCAAACACAGUGCUGGAGGAUCUCGCAUGGGAUCUGGAAGAAAAAUUAUUUCCCAGUCAUCAACCCGUGUCGAAGCGACGUCAAUUCACCCAUUUUUUAACCAGUUUAACAAGAAUACAAAUGCAGGAGUAGCACAGGAAACAGAAUUUCUCCAACUGCCAGAUGCACUUCCAUUUUCAUUUCUUGAAUCACCAGUUCCUAAUCUUGAUGCUAACACUGUUUUCGAUGACUCUGAUUCUGAUUCUGACUCUUUCUGUGGUGCUGAUGGUGAUAUUGAGGCUGAUGGUGAUAUUGAGGAAAUUCUUGAGGGAGCUAACACUAGUCCUAAUGAUUCUGAGGAUGUCUCUGUCUCUGGGAUUGUUGCGCUCUAUCUUAGCUCAGUGAAAGAAAAGCUUCAGCACCCUUUUUUUGCUCUUCGUAAAUCUCAGUCCUCAACUGCUGGGUUGGACCCAAGCUCAUUAUAUUAUCCCAAAGUCUUUGUCUGGUUACCUGAAUCCCUCACUGGAAAGAGGGCGAUUACUUGUCAGAACUCUGCAUGUAGAUACUAUCAGGAUAAAAGUCAUCUAAUGACAACAAAAUGUUGGAAUGACAAUCCUGUUGCUCGCAGAGUUGUUGGUCUCAGUGGAAACUACUAUAUCAUGACAAAGCGCAUUCAAUGCCGCAAGUUGCAGAACCUGAAUACUACUGGCUGUGGUGACUCUUUUAAUUACUAUGACCCUGUCAUUAUGAAUCAACUUGAUUCUGGACUUGUAGCAGAAUUUCCAGCAUUUCUGACUCAUCACAGUGGAAUUGAUAAGAUGCUAAUGGCUUUAAUCCGAGCUGGAAUAUCUCAUAGACUAAGUGCUAGUGCCUGGUCUAAAAUUCUCCGAGAACUCCAUGAUUUUAUCCUUCACGAUGCUCUAUUCACUCUGUUGAAUGAGUUUGAGCAAAUACGAUAUCAAGCAUUUGUGCCAACUAAAUCUUUGUCACAUUUGAAGGCUGGGUUAGAGGCAAUGGUUACAGCAUUGAAGGAGCAUGGGCUUGUUGAACCAAUCUUAGGGUUUACUGAUAAUGUUGCAUCUGAUGAAGGAACAUUUUCUGAGUGCAUUCCCUCACUUAGCAAAAAUAUCUUCCAAGACUUUUACUGCCAGAAGAUGUGUUUCUUCUGA